AAUUGGAUGCGGGUGAUACUCCGUCGCUACCUUAAACGUCACGAGUGCGCCGCUUUCUUUUCCCUAGAGAGGUAAAACAAAAUGGCGGAGCUGGGGAAGAAGUAUUGCGUGUACUGCUUGGCCGAGGUCAGCUCGCUCCGUUUCCGUUGCACGGAGUGUGCCGACAUCGAGCUCUGCCCCGAGUGCUUCUCGGCUGGCGCCGAGAUUGGCCCGCAUCGGCGCUGGCACGGCUACCAGCUGGUGGAUGGCGGGCGUUUCACGCUCUGGGGUGCAGAGGCCGAGGGCGGCUGGAGCAGCCGUGAGGAGCAGCUUCUCCUGGAUGCCAUCGAGCAGUUCGGCUUCGGCAACUGGGAAGACAUGGCUGCUCAUGUUGGUGCAUCACGAACCCCUCAGGAAGUGAUGGAGCACUAUGUAAGCAUGUACAUACAUGGCAACCUUGGGAAAGCCUGCAUUCCUGAUGUUAUUCCAAAUAGAGUAACUGAUCACACAUGCCCAAGUGGUGGUCCGCUUUCUCCUAGCCUAACCAUGCCUCUGCCACCAUUAGACAUAUCAGUAGCUGAACAACAACAGCUGGGAUAUAUGCCACUUCGCGAUGAUUAUGAGAUUGAGUAUGACCAGAAUGCUGAGACUUUGAUUAGUGGCCUUUCAGUUAAUUAUGACGAUGAUGAUGUGGAGAUAGAAUUAAAAAGAGCCCAUGUGGACAUGUAUGUAAGAAAACUGAAGGAAAGGCAGCGUCGAAAGAACAUUGCCCGUGACUACAACUUAGUUCCUGCCUUUCUAGGGAAGGAUAGAAAAGACAAGGAAAAACCUCUGAAACGUAAAAUCACAAAAGAGGAAAAAGAACUGCGGCUGAAGUUGAGAUCUCUUUACCAGUUUAUGUCUUGCAAAGAGUUUGAUGAUUUCUUUGAAAACCUGCACAAAGAGAAGGUACUUCGAACCAAGAUUAGGGAACUACAGCGAUAUCGACGGAAUGGUAUAACAAAAAUGGAAGAAUCUGCAGAAUAUGAAGCAGCUAGACACAAAAGGGAGAAAAGGAAAGAAAAUAAAAAUAUCAGUACCUCUAAGAGAGGAAAGGAAGAUGGUAAAGAUGGAGAAUUUGCUACAAUUGAAAAUCUACCUGGCUUUGAACUGCUGUCUGACCGAGAGAAAGUACUUUGUAGCUCUAUUAAUCUGAGCCCAGCACGUUACGUGACAGUUAAAACUAUUAUAAUUAAAGAUCAUCUUCAGAAAAGGCAGGGCAUUCCAUCAAAAAGCCGUCUUCCUAGUUACUUGGAUAAAGUACUAAAGAAAAGGAUUUUGAAUUUCUUAACAGAAAGUGGUUGGAUAUCCAGGGAUGCUUCUUGAAACUGGUCAGUCUGCUCUGCAACACCCUCAGUGUGGACAGAGUACCCAUGGUUAUCCAGUCCAGACUUUUUACCUUCUUCCUAAAAAUCACCCCUUCCCCAGGAUUCCUGUUGCAAACACUGACAUCUCAGACAACUGGGUUUUAAAGAAUCAAAUCAUGGAAGUCCUGACUCUUUUUGACCUACACCUUGGAAACAGUAUUUUUAAAAAAAGUGACGAGGUGGAAUACUUACCUGUUGACUAGUAUGUUAAGGGUAAAACAUGGGAUCCUGGCAAUACUGAACUCCACUUCUGCUAUACAAGCUAUAUGUGAUGGGGAAAGACUUGUUUGUUGUUUGGAACAUAGUGCUGGCUGAUGGUGUUCUGUUCUCCUCUGCACAUUUACUUGGGAUUAAAUUCCACUAUAUUUUCUGGUGCCUUGCUGAUGACUAAACCUCUUUAAGAUUACGUUGCAUGUUUCUCAUAUUAAAUCUUGGACUAUGAACUUCAAAAGUGCAGAAUUACUCUUCCUGAAUAUUACUAGUGAGCCUGUUUGUUCUUGAUUACUGCUAGAUUGGCAGCAGGAUGCUAGAGGAGAGGGCAUUAACAAGCUGUUGCCCUGCUUGAGUACAGCCCAUUCCGGUUUUCAGUUUUUAAGGCAGGCUGACUCCUGAUCAUAGAGCCUUGAAAAGCUUUGGCACAAAUCUGCUAUCUCACUACUGAACAACAUCGGUAGUGAGCUAGGAACUCUGGUGUACCCUGCUGAUUUUCAUUUGAUUCAAGUAAAAAUAUUACACAUACAGAGAAAUGAGUGUGUUUCAUGCAAUAUGUUGUAAUCUUACUGCUUUCAGUGGAAUGCACUGCCAUUUAAUAUGCUUAGGGUAUGGCUGCACCAGUUGUGGCUGACCAAACAUAGUCCUCCAGUUGUAUACUGUAGCCAAGAGGUCCCCAACUCCUGGUGCCAGACCGGGCCACCCCCGCAUGCAUUCACCCCCACACAGCUGAUUUGUGCAUGCGCGUGUGCUCUAGUGCAUCUGUGCGAGCACUGCGCUGCUGUAUGUGCAUGAGCGCAUGUGCACCUGCACAAGCGCAGCAGCACCAUUUGCACAUGUGUGCACACGCUCAUUUGCGCAAGAGAGCACGCACAUUCAUUCCCGCAUGUGCACGAGUGAGGGGGGUGCCCCACCUUCCCCAGCCGGUCUGCAGGGUAAAAAAGUUUGGGGAUACCUGCUGUAGCCCACUAGGGGCUUCGCAACUUUCUUUUUUUAGUUGCAGGUAAACAGCAAAAUGGGAAGCUGUCUGAGCUGAAUUUUAACUAGCAUCAGUUGCAAUUGGUGCAGGCUAUUUUAAUCGGUAGUGUAGUUGAUACAAAAAAGAUAUGAACUGUUGCCCUUUUGUUACCAGCUGCCACACAGUGCCACUUUAAUGAUCAUCUAUGGAUCUUGACACUCUUGGUAAGCAGGAGUGAUCUUUGUAGAACCAGUCUUGCUAGGCAGCAUGGAAGAAAAAUAUUGAAAAAAGCCAUGGAUUUGAAUUAAGCCCUUUCUUUAGAAAGCAAAGAGUUAUGGGCACUAUGCUUGUUACAUAGAUGUUUCUCACCUUGCUGGUAGUAGAGCCUUGCUGCUUGUUACCUACUGAUGAACAGUUUUUCCAAACCUCAAAAGCACAAGUCUGUAUCACACAUGCAAUGGAAUCAUGAGUGUGUUUUCACUCAGAGAGAAUAUAGAAAUUUCAGUGGGAUGAUAUCCCUAGUAAAUGUGCUUCAGAUUACAGCCUUAAGUUUAUUGUGUCCUUAAAUUAUUUGUGGAUUCAGACCUGAUGUGCACAUUAUGUAGAAUUCUGAAUUUUCUCACUAGGUUUCAGUGGGGGGAUUUGUAUUUUUAAUGUUUUUUUCCAUGUGAUAAAGUAGCACAUCAGAGGAAAAUUUAGCAAAAAAAAUCUUGCUGAUAUAUGCUGGUUUACUACAUAUUGUUUGUGAAGGGAAGCAUUAAAAUUUAUGCCACUUGCAAUCAGUAGCAUAUUUUACCAUUUCAUUUGGCUAUAGAUCCAAGUCUACCUGUUUCAAGUAGAUUUUUUACUGCAUAUGCUAAUGUUUAAUCACUAAUCUGCAACUCUGUAUAGUUACAGCUUGGUAACUUUGGCACAUUCUACAUUCCAGCAGUUAAUGAAAUAAUAAUAUAAUGGCCACUGUCCUUGCAAAAAACAAGUGUUCCUUUUCAGUUCCUAUGCUUUCAUCAGAUGCAGAAAGUUUUUGCCUCCGUUUUUAAGUGAGUUUAAUUAAAGACUGCUGUGGCCUGGGAAGCCAAUUAUGCUCAAAUUUAGAGGUGUUACACAGUAAAUACAGUACUUAACUCAAAUUUGCCUUAGUUUAAAGGGGGGACUGAAGCACAACUGACUCAGGAAUGCCAGAAUUCUCUUGAUCUCCAGGGCAGUACUGGCCUUUCUAAAAUGGUUGAAUUUUGUUCCAUGCGUGUCAUUACCAAGACGUCUGUUCAGGUCUAGAAGAUCCAUCAAUAAUUGAUUGUAGUCUGUGUGCUGUCAGUACAUCUAAUGGAACCUUUCAAAGAUCCUCACUGAUAAACAAGGUUCAUGUAAGCCUUAUGUUUUGUUGUUAGACUUUGCUGUUACCUAAGAAGAAUAACUGGUGCUAAAUAUAACUUAUUGAUAUGGUGAACAAUUUUUAGUUGUGUGGUGUUUAUUACAUAUGUGCUUUUACAGUGAGUUCUUUCAUUUGAGCCUCGUGGCGCAGUGGUUAAACUGCUGU
This is a messenger RNA of Pogona vitticeps (central bearded dragon), 4087 nucleotides long. RefSeq names its product transcriptional adaptor 2B (gene TADA2B). NCBI's taxonomy places the organism in Eukaryota, Metazoa, Chordata, Lepidosauria, Squamata, Agamidae. Gene Ontology annotation, biological process: chromatin remodeling; regulation of transcription by RNA polymerase II. Gene Ontology annotation, cellular component: SAGA-type complex; nucleus. The record is from RefSeq and is a predicted model, not a curated record. Gene Ontology annotation, molecular function: zinc ion binding; chromatin binding; transcription coactivator activity.